Molecule: messenger RNA, 1654 nt
Organism: Penicillium brasilianum
Lineage: Eukaryota; Fungi; Ascomycota; Eurotiomycetes; Eurotiales; Aspergillaceae
Source: the annotation of a GenBank genome assembly
CGAUUCCAGUGCCAUUUCUGUUUUGUGAUCAUCGUUGUCGCUUGGAUAGAAGGGAUAUAUAUCUCUAGAAUUUAAACUUGUCAGACUGUGAAGCCUUGCGGUAUUCAACUUCCAAUCACAGUCAAUUGCGUGGAUCCUUCUGCAGUAAUCAUCCCAACGAGAAGUACAUACAGUCGUCGACAUGCCGUCCCCAUUGGCAGACCCCGUUAAGCUGCCAUGUGGCCUGGUCUUGCCGAACAGGCUAUCCAAGGCUGCUAUGGCCGAAAUGAUAGCCAAAAAUAAUCAACCCAACGAUACACUCCUUGAUGCCUACGAGCAAUGGUCGCAAGGUGGCUGGGGCAGCAUUCUAACCGGAAACGUCCAAGUCGACGUCAAUCACAUGGGCUCCCCGUUCGACCCGGCCCUACACAAUGAAUACACCGGCAACGACACUGCUCUCCUCUCCACCUGGAAGAAAUACGCCUCCGCCUGCCAAAAGCACGGCACCCCCGCAAUCGUCCAGAUCUGCCAUCCGGGGCGACAAUCGUUCCGUGUCGCCGGUAAGCGGGGCAUGUUCGCGCCGACUAUUGCGCCCAGUGCGGUCCCGAUUAAUAUCGGCAAUGGCUUGAUGGAGCGGGUUAUUGCGUGCGUGACGUGGAGUAACCCCCGGGAGAUGACGAGGGGGGAUAUCGAGAAGGUUAUCCGACAGUUCGUGGAUACCGCGCGGCUGAUGGCUGAUGCGGGCUUUUCGGGAGUUGAGCUGCACGGUGCGCAUGGGUAUCUUCUUGAUCAAUUCUUGAACAGCAAGACAAACCACCGCACCGACGAAUACGGCGGCACCCCCGAAAAGCGUGCCCGCUUCGUCCUCGACAUCCUAACCGAAACCCGCAAAGCCGUGCCCUCGACCUUCGCAAUCGGCAUCAAACUCAACUCCGCCGACCACAGCUCCAGCACCUUCGAAGAAACGAUGACCCAAAUCGCCCUCCUCGUCUCCGCUGGCCUCGACUUCCUCGAAAUCAGCGGCGGCACCUACGAAGACCCGCAAAUGAUGGGCUACCCCAAGUCCUCCUUCAACGGUCAGGGUAACGCCAAGUCCGCCCGCACCGCAGCCCGCGAGGCCUUCUUCCUCGAGUUUGCUCAUACCGUGCGCGAGAGACAUCCCGAGCUGGUAUUGAUGUUGACGGGUGGAUUCAGGACGCGGGCCGGGGCGGAGGCCGCUAUUAACGACGGAGCGUGUGAUUUGGUGGGCAUUGCGAGGCCGGCGGCCGUUGAUCCCAAGUUCCCGUUACUUCUGUUGGAUGAGCAGGUUCCGGAUGAGAAGGCGGUGCUUUUCCUGGAGAAGGCGCCCGUGCCGUGGUAUGUGAAUUGGUUGCCGAGGAAUUUGAUUGGGGCCGGGGCUGAGAGUACGUUCUAUGCUGGCCAAAUUCAGCGAUUGGCAAAGGGCUUGGCGACGUAUGCGCCUGCGCUUUGAGAUGGGGAUGCAGGGGGUUCAUGAAUUGGUCGAGAAUAGAUGGCUUUCUGAUCAGGGGGUGCAUAUACCGAUGUUUGUCUACGUAAUGUAUAUUCGAGUCUUUCUACCAGAAUUUCCAAGCGAAUCUCUUUGGCAAAUCUUCUCGUCCUGAACUGUGUAAACUUCCUCACACAAUCUCUUGAAAGCUUGUCAACACCACACUCG